UAUCUUGUCUUGAACGAAACUAUGAAGUCGUCUGCAUUGAUAGUGAAAGUAGUGCAGUUUAUUUUCUUGUGUAUUGAUACCUUACAUGCGAAUGUCUGCAGAAGUACGGGAGGAAUUGUUGAGUGUUGUCCUGGAUAUUUCUGGAAUAAAAUAGAAAAUAGAUGCAUUGGAUGCCGUGCUGGUACAUCUGGACCACGUUGUGAUAUGCCAUGUCCGUACCCACAAUACGGACACAACUGCUUAUCAAACUGUUCCUGCACGGAGGAUCAUUGUGAUCCCGCUGACGGUUGUCCCGAUUGGACUAAUAAGUCAACAACGUUUCCACAGAGCACAAACAUUUUCAUUUCAUCUGUGAAGAUGAAAAAUGAUCUUGAUUCAAUUACAAAAGAUGUAUCGACUCAAUUCAUCCACCGUAAUGACACUCACACUUGUCAAGGAAUCAAAACACAGAAGCAUGGGGGCGCUCCUCUUUUCCGGAACAUGCUAACGGCGAUUGUAACUCUCUUUUCUCUGGCUGUCUUCAUGCUUAUAUUAUACACAGGAUUAGUUCGUUACAAAUCAAAGAACACACUUCAUGGCCCUUUAUCAAAAAACAUUAUGUGUUAUAAUUCAGUAUAAUUGUAGCCAUUGUUGAUUAAUCACUUGUGUUAAGAUCAAAAUUCACUUUAUUUGAUUUGUACAUCCAAUUUGAAUCUAUGUGCCUCAAAGUAACAUUAGUCUAAAACCAGUCACAAGACAUUGAUAUCAUGGAAAAACAUUCUAAGUGGAUAUAUUUUUCGUUCAAGAAAACUUCGUUCAUCAAAUAAAUUUGAAGGUGUGAAUACUAUUUUAUUUCACGUUAUGUGUUUAC
Magallana angulata is the source of this 850-nucleotide messenger RNA. Its product is annotated as platelet endothelial aggregation receptor 1-like. The transcript is spliced from 5 exons. NCBI's taxonomy places the organism in Eukaryota, Metazoa, Mollusca, Bivalvia, Ostreida, Ostreidae. The record is from RefSeq and is a predicted model, not a curated record. The coding region runs from base 22 to 618 and encodes 198 amino acids.